Punctularia strigosozonata HHB-11173 SS5 is the source of this 1677-nucleotide messenger RNA. Its product is annotated as MFS general substrate transporter. The coding region runs from base 1 to 1677 and encodes 558 amino acids. Gene Ontology annotation, molecular function: transmembrane transporter activity. The transcript has 11 exons. Lineage: Eukaryota; Fungi; Basidiomycota; Agaricomycetes; Corticiales; Punctulariaceae. Gene Ontology annotation, biological process: transmembrane transport. The record is from RefSeq and is a predicted model, not a curated record.
AUGGCCGCCUCGUCCUGGGAGUUCAACGCAGCCGUCACGCCUCGUCUACUCGCCGACAAGCUUUCGAAAAACUAUAUGGAGGCAGGGCAAGGAACACCGGGACUAGCUCGAGAAUACCGCCAGGUUUGCUUGCAAAUAUCUCAGGAUGCUUCUCCUCGACAGUACAACACUGAAGCUAGAGGACCGAUGGACAAGGCCAAUAUUGAACUCAUCGAUACUACCCCAGUCGGCGAGCAACAGGAUGGCCCGCCGGCAGUCGAGAACGAAGUACGAACAUUGGAUCCUCUGCCUUCCGAUGACCCCAAGGACCCGCUCAACUGGCCAUUAUGGUUGAAGAUUGCGAUCUUGGUGCAGGUGUCUAUUCUUGCAGCACUCGGGUCGUUGAACGUCGCCAUCAUCAACCCUGCGUAUGUACCCUUAGCUGAGGAGUUCGGCAUUGACGUCGUCGUGGCAUCCUAUCAAACGACGAUUCCCAUCGCGAUUAACGGAAUUGGCCCGUUCAUCUGGGUUCCUCUAGCAAAUGCCUACGGCCGCCGCCCCGUCUACCUUUUCACCACCGUCUUGGGCUUCUGCUCUGCCUUAGGGUGCGCGUACACCAAGAACUUUUCGCAGCUGCUCGUUGCACGCGUCUUCAAUGGACUCUUUCCGGCCGCGCAGACGCUCGGAGCGGUGACAGUCGUGGACCUGUUCUUCCUCCAUCAGAGGGGCCGGGCGAUGGGGUUCUGGGCGGUCAUGCUCACUAACGGAAGCCACCUCGCACCAAUUAUUGGCGGACUCUUAGGCCAGUUCCUUGGAUGGAGAUGGUGUUUCAAGUUUGCCGCCAUAUUCAACGCGUUCAUGCUCCUGACCAUCACGCUCUGCCUUCCUGAGACCCUGUACGUCCGUCAACCAUCGUCGAAAGCGCAAGAUGAGGCCCGCCAGCAUCCCGGCCCUCUGACGUGGAAGGUCUAUAUCUCCUGCCUUCGACCGUGGAGCCGUUAUCCUGGGAAGCACCUGCGCCUCGAUGCGUUCGUCGUACCGUCCCUCAAGAUGGCGCGGUAUCCGAGCGUCUUGUUCCCCGCAGUAUACUAUGGCGUCCAAUACGGUUUUGCGAGUAUUUUACCCGCCGUGACCGUGGCUGCGAUCUUCAAGGCCCGUUUCAACUUCACCGUCUUGCAGACGGGUCUCGCUUAUGGUCUCGCGUUACUGAUUGGCGGGUGUUUGGGCGAGCUGGCGGCAGGCAUGGUCGUCGACGCCAUCGUUAAGCGCGAGAUGAAAAAGCGCCCAGACGGUCAGGUCUACGCCGAAGUUCGGCUACACGCGAUCUGGACAGGUGCAAUUCUGGUCCCCGUGGGGCUGCUUAUCUAUGGCUUUUGUAUCGCCAACGCUGGCGUCCACUGGGCGGGUGCGCUGAUGGGCAUGGGCAUCGCAUGCUUCGGGAUCCAGGUGAUCACGACAACGUGCUACACCUAUUCCAUCGACUGCUACAAGACACAGGCAAGCGAGAUAUCCCAGCUCUUCAAUGUUCUUCGGCAAGAGUUCGGGAUGACAUUCGCGUUCUACGCCGUUGAUCUCGGGAACCGGAUUGGGUACCAGUUCGAGUUCUUGAUGUUCGCGCUGCUCGGACUCGUCGUUUUUGUACCCGUCGUGGCUCUGAUGUUCAAUGGAGCUCGCUGGAGGGCUCGUUUACAGGAAUAG